Messenger RNA from Erinaceus europaeus (western European hedgehog), 5525 nucleotides. RefSeq names its product ubiquitin conjugating enzyme E2 O (gene UBE2O). The transcript has 18 exons. The record is from RefSeq and is a predicted model, not a curated record. NCBI's taxonomy places the organism in Eukaryota, Metazoa, Chordata, Mammalia, Eulipotyphla, Erinaceidae. The coding region runs from base 83 to 3955 and encodes 1290 amino acids.
GCUGGCCCCGCCUCCCCGCGCCUCGUUCGCCGCCGCCGCUGCAGCCGCCGCCGCCGCCGCCCGAGACUCGCGCAGAGCAGUUAUGGCGGAUCCCGCAGCGCCCGCGCCCGCAGCCCCGGCUCCCGCCCAGGCCCCGGAGACGGCUCCGGCCUCCACCCCGGACACAGCUCCCGCCCCAGCGCCGGCGCCCGCCCCGAGCUUGACCUCCGGGCCGUCCUCAGACUCCGGCCCCGAAGCCGGCUCGCAGCGACUGCUGUUCUCGCACGACCUGGUGUCGGGCCGUUACCGCGGCUCGGUGCACUUCGGGCUGGUGCGCCUCAUCCACGGCGAGGACUCGGACUCGGAGGGCGAGGAGGAGGGCCGCGGCAGCUCGGGCUGCUCGGAGACGGGCGGCGCGGGCCACGAGGAGGGCCGGGCCAGCCCGCUGCGCCGCGGCUACGUGCGUGUCCAGUGGUACCCGGAGGGCGUCAAGCAGCACGUGAAGGAGACCAAGCUGAAGCUAGAGGACCGAUCUGUGGUACCCCGGGAUGUGGUCCGGCACAUGCGUUCCACCGACAGUCAAUGUGGCACAGUGAUUGACGUCAGCAUCGACUGCGCUGUCAAGCUCAUCGGCACCAACUGCAUCAUUUACCCCGUCAACAGCAAGGACCUCCAGCACAUCUGGCCAUUCAUGUAUGGGGACUACAUCGCCUAUGACUGCUGGCUGGGGAAGGUCUAUGACUUGAAGAACCAGAUCAUCCUGAAGCUGUCCAACGGUGCCAGGUGCUCCAUGAACACAGAGGACGGAGCCAAGCUCUACGACGUCUGCCCACAUGUCAGCGACUCGGGUCUUUUCUUUGACGACUCCUAUGGCUUCUACCCGGGCCAGGUGCUCAUUGGCCCUGCAAAGAUCUUCUCCAGCGUCCAGUGGCUGUCUGGGGUCAAACCUGUCCUCAGCACCAAGAGCAAGUUCCGAGUGGUGGUGGAAGAGGUGCAGGUUGUGGAGCUGAAAGUCACAUGGAUUACCAAGAGUUUCUGCCCAGGGGGCACAGACAGUGUCAGCCCCCCGCCUUCUGUCAUCACCCAGGAAAACCUAGGCAGGGUGAAGCGUCUCGGAUGCUUUGACCAUGCUCAGCGGCAGCUGGGGGAGCGCUGUCUGUAUGUCUUCCCAGCCAAGGUAGAGCCGGCCAAGAUUGCCUGUGAAUGUCCAGAAAAAAACUGCGCCCAGGGGGAGGGCUCUAUGGCCAAGAAGGUGAAACGACUGUUGAAGAAGCAGGUUGUCAGGAUCAUGUCUUGUUCACCCGACACUCAGUGCUCAAAGGACCAUUCCAUGGACCCAAGCAAGAAAGGGGGUGUCAAAGGCAAGAGUGAAACCGUGCCUGCCAGCCCAGAGGAAACACCUGAUGGGUCCACCAGCCCAAUGGAAAUGCAGGAUGAGGGCCAGGAGGAGACCCAGGAGGUGGGUGAGCAGCUGCCCCCCUUCCUGCUGAAGGAAGGUGGCGAUGAUAGGCUGCACUCUGCAGAGCAGGACGCAGAUGACGAGGCUGCUGAUGACACAGAUGACACCAGCUCGGUGACCUCCUCUGCCAGCUCUACCACCUCCUCCCAGAGUGGCAGUGGCACAAAUCGAAAAAAGAGCAUCCCCUUGUCUAUCAAGAACUUAAAGCGGAAACACAAGAGAAAGAAGAAUAAAAUCACUCGCGAUUUCAAGCCAGGAGACAGGGUGGCAGUGGAGGUGGUAACUACGAUGACCUCGGCCGAUGUCAUGUGGCAGGAUGGUUCCGUGGAAUGUAACAUCCGCUCCAACGAUCUCUUCCCUGUGCACCACCUGGAUAACAAUGAGUUCUGCCCUGGAGACUUUGUGGUGGACAAACGAGUCCAGAGCUGUCCAGACCCUGCUGUCUAUGGUGUGGUGCAGUCUGGAGACCACAUCGGCCGCACCUGCAUGGUAAAGUGGUUCAAGCUACGGCCAAGUGGGGAUGAUGUGGAGCUGAUUGGAGAAGAGGAAGAUGUGAGUGUCUAUGACAUUGCUGACCACCCUGACUUCCGGUUCCGUACCACCGAUAUCGUCAUCCGCAUUGGCAAUACUGAGGAUGGAGCACCUCACAAGGAGGAUGAGCCAUCAGUGGGCCAGGUGGCUCGUGUGGAUAUCAGCAGCAAGGUAGAGGUGGUGUGGGCUGACAACUCCAAGACCAUCAUCCUGCCCCAGCACCUAUACAACAUCGAGUCUGAGAUUGAGGAGUCAGACUAUGACUCUGUAGAAGGCAGCACCAGUGGGGCGUCUUCAGACGAAUGGGAAGAUGACAGCGACAGCUGGGAGACGGACAAUGGGCUGGUUGAAGAUGAGCACCCCAAGAUAGAGGAGCCUCCCAUUCUGCCCAUUGAGCAGCCAGUGGCCCCUGAGGAGAACAAAGGGGUUCUGAUCAGCGAAGAGGCUGCCACAGCUGCCAUUCAGGGGGCGGUGGCUAUGGCUGCGCCCAUGGCUGGACUGAUGGAGAAAGCUGGCAAGGACGGACCUCCCAAAAGCUUCCGUGAACUGAAAGAGGCCAUCAAGAUCCUGGAGAGCCUCAAGAACAUGACUGUGGAGCAGCUGCUAACAGGCUCUCCUACCUCCCCCACGGUGGAACCUGAGAAGCCGACUCGGGAGAAGAAGUUUCUGGAUGACAUUAAGAAACUGCAGGAAAACCUCAAGAAGACCCUGGACAACGUGGCGAUUGCAGAGGAAGAGAAGAUGGAGGCCGUGCCAGACACAGAGCGCAAGGAGGACAAGCCUGAGGCGCAGUCACCUGCGAAGGCUGAGUGGCCCAGUGAGACCCCUGUGCUCUGCCAGCAGUGUGGCGGCAAGCCCGGUGUCACCUUCACCAGUGCCAAGGGAGAGGUCUUCUCAGUGCUGGAGUUCGCACCCUCAAAUCACUCUUUUAAGAAAAUUGAGUUCCAGCCUCCAGAAGCCAAGAAGUUCUUCAGCACAGUGCGGAAGGAGAUGGCCCUGCUGGCUACCUCACUGCCUGAUGGCAUCAUGGUCAAGACUUUCGAGGAUAGAAUGGACCUCUUCUCUGCCUUGAUCAAGGGCCCCACUCGUACCCCUUAUGAGGACGGCCUCUACCUGUUUGACAUCCAGCUCCCCAACAUCUACCCAGCUGUGCCCCCCCACUUUUGCUACCUCUCCCAGUGUAGUGGCCGCCUGAACCCCAACCUCUAUGACAACGGGAAGGUGUGUGUCAGCCUCCUGGGUACCUGGAUUGGCAAGGGGACAGAGAGGUGGACAAGUAAAUCCAGCCUUCUCCAGGUGCUCAUCUCCAUCCAAGGUCUUAUCCUGGUGAAUGAACCAUACUACAAUGAAGCUGGCUUUGACAGCGACCGGGGCCUGCAAGAGGGCUAUGAGAACAGUCGCUGCUACAACGAGAUGGCGCUGAUUCGAGUAGUGCAGUCCAUGACCCAGUUAGUGCGGAGACCCCCAGAGGUCUUUGAGCAGGAGAUCCGACAGCACUUCAGCUCCGGCGGCUGGCGGCUAGUGAACCGCAUCGAGUCUUGGCUAGAAACCCAUGCCCUGCUCGAGAGGGCCCAGGCGCUGCCCAAUGGGAUCCCCAAGGACAGCAGCUCACCAGAACCCACUGCUUCGGCCGAGCUCUCGGACUACAGCCGAGAAGAAGCUGAGGAUGGAGGGCUGGCUCCUGGAGAGGCCUCCCAGGGCUCGGACUCGGAAGGCGGUGCCCAGGGCCCAGCCUCUGCCAGCAGGGACCCCACAGACCAGACUUCAGAAGUAGCUCCUGACGCCUCAAUGCCACCCAGUGUCAAACCAAAGAAGCGGAGAAAGAGCUACAGGAGCUUCCUGCCAGAGAAGAGUGGCUACCCCGACAUCGGCUUCCCCCUCUUCCCGCUUUCUAAGGGUUUCAUCAAGAGCAUCCGGGGUGUUCUGAUGCAGUUCCGGGCGGCUCUGAUAGAGGCCGGCAUGCCCGAGAGCACAGAGGACAAGUAGCCGCCAGCCCUGGAGGAAGGAGCGUCACUGUGGGAGAGGCCUGCCACUGCCCGCCACUCCCUUGCCCUGGACCCCCCCCUCCUCCCACCCCUACUCCCCUCUUCUUCCCAAGGUGAGUUUGAUGCUGAAGAUGUUCCUCGAGAUGUUGCCAUAUCUGUUCUGAAGCAGUCUUUCGACAGGCGAGUCCCCUGUGGCAAAGAGAACAAGCCCUAUUGCUGAUGUCCCACCGGCCACUGCAGACUGAAUGGCAGCACUUCCUCCCUUGCUGUCUCCAUCUCAGGCCGGAAGAGUUUUCCUGGGGACUGCGUGUGGGUGGCCCAGCAGCAGAUGAGUGGUGUGCCUUGCAUGAGUGUGGGUUUCUGCGGCAGUCCCACUGGUCCCUUUCAGCUCCUUCAGUUUCACAGUAGCUUCCCUGUGUCCCAAACCCUCCUGCUGCCACCGCCACCAGACCCUGCCUCUCCCCUGGCAUCAACACUCUCCCCGAGGAGUUGUCGCCGGUACUGAAGACCCCUGCCUCGGCCCUGGCCCGGGUACACAGGACCUUCCUGUUGAACUUGCUCUCUAAGAGAAGCUGGGGCCAGGGUAGGUUACGGAUGCUACCCAGGAGAGGCGGCAGCUCUCAUGCUAACAUGGAGUGAGGACCAAGCUGCGCUGGGAAGGAAACAGCUGGAGGUGCCUUGCUCUCCCGGCCCUGGACAGCUGGGACAUCCACACUUGUGGCUUUUGAGCCCCGCCCACGUAAACUGGAGCUGGAGUCUGCUCAGCUCUGACCUUGGGGCCCAGGAAGUAGGAGCAGCAGCACAGACAGGGCUGGGUAAGUGCUCUUGCCCAUCUCUGCCCCUCCCACAAUCAAAAGCUAAGGCUGGGAGGUGGCCCAUAGCCCACGGAACAGUGAGCCGACUCCUCUGCCCCCGACCCCCAUCUCUCUCUCCUCCUCUGAUGAGAUCGAGGCCUCCUGUCAGCUCCGCGCUCACACACUGCAGGCACUAUUGGGAGAGGCGGCAGCAGGGGCUCUUCCCACAGAGCAGCCCCAAGGUUUACAAGUUUUCUAGCUUUUGAUAAUGUGAAGCUCCAGGCUAAGAGGGUGCUGUUCAGCACAUUGCAGCUAUGUAAUUUUUGGUGUAUGUAUGUAAUAUUUAAGGUUGAAAGAAAAUAAAUCUCAAAAAAAAAACAAAGAUAUUAACUCUUAUUAGAAAAAAAAAGACAAAAAAAAAAGCCAAAGCAUGAUGCGUCUUGUCCGCCUUAAGCUGGCUCCACACCCAUGCUGUGCCACCAGCCGUCACCACCCAGCAGGGCAGGUGGCAGCAGCAGGAAGACAGUGGGACACAACCUGGCCCUCGGAGCCCAGAGUCGGUAUCUUGCUUGAGAAACACCCGGAGUGACUGUGGGGCUGUGCUUCCCAGCGUGUUGUCCAUGUGGAGAUGUGAAUGCCUACUGCUUAAGAUACCUGUAUAAAGUGCUGUGCGAUUAAACUUUUUUUUACUUGCAUUUUUUUUUCUUGGUUUGGCUCAUUACAAUGUAAGAAGAAAAAAAGACACGGUGGCACCAUUAAACCUGCCUCUGCCAUUCA